Molecule: messenger RNA, 1928 nt
Organism: Anopheles funestus (African malaria mosquito)
Lineage: Eukaryota; Metazoa; Arthropoda; Insecta; Diptera; Culicidae
Exons: 2
Coding region: 953-1672 (239 amino acids)
Source: RefSeq, a predicted model, not a curated record
GUCUCAGAAUUCUGGAUCGUUUUCAUGGCAAAUAUUUCAUCAGUGAUAAAAACAAUGAAGAUCAAUAUUGACAGCUGUUUUUGUUUUGGUCAAUCGAACUGUCCAGGAAAAAAAACAAUAUUUAUUUCCUAUCCAUGAACCUCCAUGGACCAGAAAUACAAACAUCACAAUCGUUGUUUAAUGCUGUGACUCGAAGUAAUCAAUCUUUAUUUGAAACGAAUUUUAACGUGCGACGAAACCCGGCAAGAUUGGGUUACGUAGGCAUUGUGGAGAUGGUAGAGAAGGAACCGACUGCACCGGGUUUCGAUUGCUUUCCGAUCGUUUGGAUUUCUUGAGGUUUAACCUCAGUUAGGGCGAACCAUCAUCUUGACCUUGACCAGCGGCUUGCAUGUUCGUCUGCAUCACCUUUAAUGCAGUGAUUGCCUGAUUUCCUACCACCUGAGUUGACAGUUUCCGUAGUAAACGAUGGUCUACAAACGACGGUUUCUGCUGGUGGAUAAGCUAUGGUUCACCUUCGCCGGGUAUCGAUUGCUUGCGGACGUUUACAAAACGGUGAACAUUUUGCGGUUGGAUCAGAAUGUGUCGGAACGGAGACGAGAAGGCCGACACGACCGAUAUGUGUAUGUGUUUUUUUUUAUUACUGCUUCAUUUAACGACUUCUCCUUUUGCGAUUGCAGAUUACUGACAAUAAAGUACAUGUUGGUAUUCCUCACAUUGUUCAUUUCGAUCGAGUCGUCGAUCGUUUGGUAGUUAUUUCUUCUUUUUAUUUCAAACUUACUUACAAAAAAACGUAUUGGUUGCAUUCGUUUUUGGGAACAAAUGUUUGAACAGUUGCUACAAAAUACACACAAACAAAUGUGUCUGCCCGUCGAUGUAUCGUCUGGACGGGAGAGUUUUCCAUACAGCUUCAAUGUUUUGUUCAGCAAAGUAGCGAGUGGAUUGGUUUUACAAUAUGUUUUUCACUAAUCCAUUUUUGAUACUUUUCAUUGCGAAGUGGGCACUCUCCGGUCCGGUGCCGGACUUUGGACUUCCUGGAGCAGUGCCGGGCAGUGCGCAAGUGAUCGACAUUUCCAAUCAAACGAGCUCACUGCUACAAACGGCCACGCAUCGUUUAAACAUCUCAUUGACCAACUAUACGAAACUUCAAACUACUUUGCUUCAGCUGGGAACGUUAGCCAAAUUCACCGCCAGCAUUGAUCGGUCGGUCGUUGUACCAUUGCUUGCUUUGGCUCGCGACACUUCGGGUGAUAUAGGCGAUAGUUUCAAAGCGGUCGUCGAUGGAAUUACCACGACACAGGACUACAUUCACAGCACACUUCCGGUGGAGCUAAAGAGUUUGGAAAUAUUGAUCAACCAUUACGUGCCGGAUCGGCUCAACGAUGGUUUCGGAUGUGUUCGCAGUGGGUUGAAUCAAUUGACCGCGACUGUGGCAUCACUUCAAACUGCUAUAAUGGCGUCGGUAAAGGAAGCAGGUACGAUCAGUGUGCCAAUGAAUGUUCUUAGGAAGUAUGUAAACUUGAAAACGGUCUAUGAUGUUGCUAGUGCCGUUAGUGCGAUGAAUAUUUGUAUUCCAUCGAUUAUCGAAUCAAUCAACAGUACUAUCGAGAGGAUAAAAACAGCGGAUGAUUUUAUUCUCCGCAUAAAUAGCAAGUUGUCUCAAUUGAAGGUAUGAUUGAAAUGAAGUUUUAAUACAUAUUUCAUGUUCGAAACGUUCAAUAAAAUAACGUUUGACUUAUCUUGUUAGUGGAGCGCCGAUUAUCCGGGUACCUUUUAUCCGGCUGUUCCAUUAUCCGUGCAGCUCGGAAAUGACAGUUCCGAAAGAGGAUUGACAUAAGAAAUGCAAAACCGAUGAUGGCAAGAAAUAAUGCUCUAAUUCGAAAAAAAGAACAUAUUUACUUUGCAAAGUGUAAAUAAGAAAAUUAACAUCU